Sporothrix schenckii 1099-18 is the source of this 678-nucleotide messenger RNA. RefSeq lists its product as uncharacterized. Bases 1 to 678 code for a protein of 225 amino acids. The record is from RefSeq and is a predicted model, not a curated record. The transcript is spliced from 3 exons. NCBI's taxonomy places the organism in Eukaryota, Fungi, Ascomycota, Sordariomycetes, Ophiostomatales, Ophiostomataceae.
AUGAGUGAGGGUAUCGGGCAACUCGGCCCGCUUCGCGGCCCGGCGCCGGGCCACGACGUCGGCGUCCCAUGUGCCCAUGAAAAUGUCCUCGCACUCGUCCUCGUCUUCCGAGUCAAACUCGAUAGGACCGUUGUGUUUGGGGGCGUAGACGUCGCUGUCGCCGUCGCCGUCAUCCUCAGAAUUCCCUUCCUCUUCAACGUCAACCGUGGCCUCGCCGCUGUGGUACGUCGCCAGCCGCGCAAUCUCCAAAAUAAACUUGCCCACCUUGUACCGCUGCGCCGGGUCGCUCGCAUCCACGUACUUCCAGCCCAGCUUCGACCGGCACACAGCGCAGUAGAUGUCAGCCACGACGUGGGCGCCGGUGACGAGGCGGCGGUUCUCGGAGCGGCCGAUCAAGAUGUUAGGCAAAUCGCGCGAGCGGCCCGGCUUGAGGCGGAGAGCGUGUCCGCCGCCUCCGUCGUUGUCAUCAUCAUCGUCAUCAUCGUCGUCGUCGUCGUCAUCGUCGUCUUCGUCAUCCUCCCUGUCACUCCUCGCUUCUUUGACCUCUGGAGCAAAAAGGUGACUCGGCGAUGUGGCAGGUGCCGACACGAGAUAGGCGCGGCCAUGGCGACCGGUGAACCCCUUGGAGACGACCUGGGCCGCAAAGGCGAGGUCGGCGGAGCAGCGGCGGCAGCGUAG